CUGCUUGAGGUUGUGAUGCACUAUAUGCUGCAACUGCAUCUUUAGCAGAUUUCAUCGACUUUGCAGCCCCUGGAACCAGCUGAGGUUCUCCUGACUUGUCCUAUGUUGGGAUGGAUGAGAAUCAAUCUUCGCAGGGAGCCAUCUACAAUGUAUGCAGCCUUCAGGCUGACUUCCAGUAUGGGUUUUUCACAGUUACGUACAGCCUGGUGUUUAUAUUGGGCUUACCAGGCAAUAUCUUUGCCUUGUACUUCCUGACUCGGCGCCGGCAGAGGACCCGAAGCUCCAACAUCUAUUUCAUCAACCUGUCUGCGGUGGACUUCGUUUUCAUAUGCCUACUACCUUUUCGGAUUUAUUACCACAACACUGGAAACAACUGGGUGUUGGGUGAGGUAGCUUGCCGAAUUACGGGCACCCUUUUCUUUGCCAACAUCUACGUGAGCAUUGGCUUCUUUACCUGUAUAUGCCUGGACAGGUAUCUUGCGGUUGUUCACCCCUUAAUGUACCCACGACUCAAGCCUAGUUGUUACCCGUUAGUACUGACCAUUACCAUCUGGAUGGUCAGCAGUGCCAUUGUGCUGCCAUUAAUCUUGGGAGGUCCACUGGACAAUGUGUCGGAGAACAGCACCCAGACUGUAUGUUUCGAAGGCUUCUCCCCAACACUUUGGCAGGAUCGGCUUGUUGCCUACAACGUCUGUGCCUUGAUCUUCGGCUUUCUGGUACCUUUUACAGUUAUUGGAGUGGUCUUCCCUGUAAUGGCACGGAAAGUGUGCCUAAUCAAAUCAAGCAUGCAUCGGAAAGUGGCCAUGAGGAUUAUUGGAUUUGUUUUUAUCAUCUCCCUACUUUGCUUCCUGCCCUACCACGUCACCCAUCUCCUGCACUUCCUCAUGAGAAUGGACAUCAUUAAGACAUGUGCUGCCAGACAAAGCAUCUAUAAGGUACGGAGAAUUACUUUGGCCUUGGUAAGCCUCAACAGCUGCUUGAAUCCCAUUCUCUACGCAAUUCCAUACUUAAGCCGUGAAGUUAAAUUUCCAGCCUUACCUUUUGUCAGGAAGGAAUAUGUCAUUAGUGAUGUGAUCGCUAAGGACAGAACGCUCCCUGUGGUCAGUUCACCCACCCGUUUGCCAAACCACAAGCAGUCUAAUGUCACCAUCUUGGAUGCAAAGGUGGAGUGGUCAGUACUGUAA
This is a messenger RNA of Nanorana parkeri, 1184 nucleotides long. Its product is annotated as lysophosphatidic acid receptor 6-like. Lineage: Eukaryota; Metazoa; Chordata; Amphibia; Anura; Dicroglossidae. Gene Ontology annotation, molecular function: G protein-coupled receptor activity; oxysterol binding. The transcript has a single exon. The record is from RefSeq and is a predicted model, not a curated record. The coding region runs from base 111 to 1184 and encodes 357 amino acids. Gene Ontology annotation, biological process: G protein-coupled receptor signaling pathway. Gene Ontology annotation, cellular component: membrane.